This is a messenger RNA of Hemisphaericaspora subhashii, 2550 nucleotides long. RefSeq names its product phosphatidate phosphatase (gene SMP2). Gene Ontology annotation, cellular component: nucleus. The transcript has a single exon. Gene Ontology annotation, molecular function: phosphatidate phosphatase activity. Lineage: Eukaryota; Fungi; Ascomycota; Pichiomycetes; Serinales; Debaryomycetaceae. The record is from RefSeq and is a predicted model, not a curated record. The coding region runs from base 1 to 2550 and encodes 849 amino acids. Gene Ontology annotation, biological process: fatty acid catabolic process; triglyceride biosynthetic process.
AUGCAGUACGUUGGUAAAGUAGGUGGUUAUGUCUACAAUCAAUGGAAUUCCUUAAAUCCAGCAACAUUACUGGGUGCCAUAGAUAUUAUAGUAGUUGAACAUGCUGAUGGUACAUUACAUACUUCACCAUGGCAUAUUAGAUUUGGGAAAUUUCAAAUUAUAAAACCAUCCCAAAAGAAAGUUGAUUUAUAUGUUAAUGAGAUAAAAACUGAUUUACCUAUGAAAUUAGGUGAAGGGGGUGAAGCAUUUUUUGUAUUUGAGGUUGAUGAUGAAAAUCGAGAAUAUUUAUCAAAUAGUGUUUUGACUUCUCCGGUUAUAUCUCCUGCAUCAUCCCCUGGGUCUUCGCCUGAUGGAUCACCCUUGUUGUCACCAGCAUCGGCAUCAUCUCCAAAACAAUCAGGAAGUGAACAGGCGGAAACGCUUGAAGAUUUGGAUUUAAAUGAUGAGAUUGAAGAUAAGAUUCGAUUGAAUGUCACGGUACCAUCACCACAAUUAUCAUCGACGCGUUCUAAAAGUCCAACUCCCGCGCCAUCCUCUUCAUCAAUUAGAUCUAAGAUUGUAAUUGAAAGUGCUAAAAAGGUUACACAAAAAUUAAAUAUCCCAUCAAAAGUUGAUAUAAAUGGAGAUAUGGUUAUAGAUAUGGAAGGUUAUAAAGCAAAUUCACAAAAAAAUAUUGAAAAUUCAGAAGAAUUAUUUAAUAAAAUUUUCUUAGAAGAAAUUGAAUCAUCAAAAGAUCAAUAUCCAAUUGGUCAAGAAAUUAAAGCAUGGGAACAAAUUAUAACAAAAGAUGAAAAUGGAAAUAUUAGAAUAUCAAAUCAACCAGAUUUUGAAGCAGUAGAUAUGGAAGAUGACAUAUCUAUAAGCAGUAGCGCCAACCUUCCAACUACAACAAGCACUACCACCAGUACAGCUGCCACCGAUAACAAAACCUAUUUCAAAACCCUCAGAUUGACUUCCGAACAAUUACAACAAAUGGGACUCCACUACGGAGAAAACACCCUAAAAUUCAAAUUAAGCGAAGGUGCCGCCCAAAUCACCUCCAAUCUCUAUCUAUGGAAAUCAAACACCCCCAUAGUCAUCUCCGAUAUCGACGGUACCAUCACAAAAUCAGACGCCUUGGGACAUGUCCUAAACCUAAUCGGUCGCGAUUGGACACAUCCAGGAGUAGCCAAAUUAUUCCAAGAUAUCCGUCUGAAUGGAUAUAAUAUCGUUUAUUUAACCGCUAGAUCUACAGGACAAGCUGAUUCAACUCGACAAUAUCUCCAAGGUAUAAAUCAAGAUGGGGUAAAACUCCCCCCGGGGCCCGUGAUACUUUCCCCCGAUCGGACAUUUGCGGCAUUAAGACGAGAAGUGGUGUUGAAGAAACCGGAAGUGUUCAAAAUGGCUUGCCUUUCCGAUAUAAAAAACCUAUUCUUCCAAAACACCACCACUGAUACAAGUGAUGAACAGACUCCAUUUUAUGCGGGUUUCGGGAAUAGAAUCACCGAUGCAAUAAGUUAUAGAUCUGUCCAUAUCCCCAGUCAUCGAAUCUUUACCAUAAACCCAGAUGGAGAAGUCCAUAUGGAAUUGUUAGAAUUGGCGGGGUAUAAAUCGUCAUAUCUUCAUAUUGGAGAAUUAGUUGAUCAUUUUUUUCCUCCGGUAAAACAGGGGAAUAGUUUGGAUACAUAUUGGAAUGAUAAUCAAUUGAAUGAAUAUAUGACUACUAGAUCAACUACUGGAGAUGGUCUUGUGAGUCCCGGUAGCCCGGGGUCGCCUAGGAGUAUGACUGAGGAGACAUUCCGGACUGAUGAACGGUAUAAUGAUGUGAAUUAUUGGAGGGAGCCGAUAAAUUUCGAUGAUCUCAGUGAUGAGGAGGAUGAGACUCCGGCGGGUGAGAAUAUUAAUGGGACGGUAUUGAGUGGAUCGCCAAAUUUGUUAUCUGGUGAUAAGUUGCAUGAUCCUUCAAGGGAACCUUCGCAAGAACCCAAUGUCAAUAAUCCGGAAUUGAUAGUCAAUAAUCGAAACACUAAUAGAAGUAGAGCAUCGACUUUGGAAAGACCAACUUCUGCAUCUUCGUUCACCUCCCCUUUGAAAUCAUUUAUGAUGUUUGGAAAGAGUAAUAAGACCGAUGAAAAGGUAGAUGACGAUGAUCAAGAUUAUGAAGAAGAAGAAGAACAAGUGGGAUUGGGAAUAGAUAGUAGUAGUCGUGAUAAUAAGGAGAAUGAAAGUGAUGAAUAUACUGAAGAAGAGGAUGAUUAUACCGAUGACGACUAUGAUGAGGACGAUUAUGAUGAAGAAGAAGAUGAGGAUUAUGAAGAUGAAGAGGAGGACGAGGAGGAAGAGGAGGAUGAUUAUGAGGAUGAUGAGGAGUAUGAUGACGAUGAAGAAGAAGAUUUAGAUCAAGUCCCAGACCAUGAUGAUGAUGAAUUGGAUAUACAAGAGAAAGAUAUCUCAAUUCAAAACCCCAAACCAAUUAUAGAAGAUGAUGAUGAAAUUCUUGUGGAUGAGAAAACUGAAUUUAUUAAAGCUAGUGAUAUUGAAUCAUUGAAGAUAGGUGAAACAGCUCAAUAA